Messenger RNA from Rotaria sp. Silwood1, 459 nucleotides. Lineage: Eukaryota; Metazoa; Rotifera; Eurotatoria; Philodinida; Philodinidae. The record is from the annotation of a GenBank genome assembly.
AUGACAACAACGACAGAAUUUCCAUUGACCACUUCGUCCAAGCGUCGACAAAUUAUGAUUAUUACUGGUGAUGAAGAUGUUCUUAAACAGAUUCGAAUCAGUAGUACGACAUCAGAAGUUGAACCCAUUCUAGUCGAAUUUAGCAAUGCUACUCAAGAUACUUCUCAUUUAACGGUAGUUGAAAUGCAAGCAUUAGUAAAACGGAAAAAGUCAAAUUCAAGAACAUUGACAUGUGUCGUCUGUGGUGGAAUAGCACAUGGUUAUAAUUUUGAUGCAAUUACUUGUGCAAGUUGUAAAGCAUUCUUUCGUCGUAAUGCACACAAAGAUCCGGAUGAACAACGAGCAGCUAAACGUCGUAAAAUUGAAGAAAAUCGACAAGUCACAUUGAAUUUGCAUAGUAACCAAUCUGUACCACCGGUAGGUACUGUAUUUGUCCAUAAUAGUAAAUAUGAUUGUUAG